AUGCUUUUGUCACCUGCUGAAAAGGAUUAUUUAUAUAGCUCUUUGAGUCAAUCACAAAUCAUAAGGCCAGAUUCAAGAUCUAUACAACAACAUAGACCAUUAGAGGCAACUACAUCGUUCUUACCAGGUUCAAAUGGAUCUGCGAGAAUUAGAUUACUGGAUGGAAGUGAAUGUAUAAUUAGUAUAAAAUCAAAAGUAAUAACGUUUGAUCCAAAGGCUAUACCGAAUUUCAUUGAUAUAGAUAUUGAUAUAAUAGGAUAUAGAGAUGAUUCCAAUUAUGUAACAAAUUUAAAAUUCCAAUUAUUGAAUUUAUUACAGCAAAAUUUUCCUCAUGAUUUAUUAAAACUAACAUCAAGAUAUGCUUUCAAAUUAUUUAUAGAUUGUGUCAUUAUCAGUCACACUUCAUAUCCAUUAGGUUUAAUAAGUUUGGGGAUAUAUUUGGCAUUAAAAACUUUAAAAUUACCGUUAUUAAUCAGUGACACUGACGAUGCAGAGGUUGCAGAAUUACCAACAUUUUCAGACGAUUGGGAUAAUGCAAGAAGUUUAUCUGAAAUCUUGGUUUCUCAAACUAAAGACACUAAUACAAUAUUUCAACCACCAAUUUUUAUUAUCAUAGGAGUUGUCGGAAAUAAUUUGAUACUAGAUCCAUCAGUAGAAGAAGAACAAGUUCUUGAAAAUGGUUUAGUUGUAAGUUUUUACGAAGGGAGAGUCAUAACUCCGAUAACUAACACGAAUUUUGCAAUCAAUUCAAGCAACUCUAACUAUAAAGGCUUGAGCAAAAAUAUGUUGAUCAAUUCAAUUGCCGUAUGCAACAAAUUUUGUCCUUCCAUAAUUAAAGCGCUUGAUAUGUUGAUAGAGCAAGAAGAUGAUACAGAAAGCUCGGUGUUUUAA
Messenger RNA from Lodderomyces pseudojiufengensis, 891 nucleotides. RefSeq names its product exosome non-catalytic core subunit (gene RRP42). The record is from RefSeq and is a predicted model, not a curated record. The coding region runs from base 1 to 891 and encodes 296 amino acids. The transcript has a single exon. NCBI's taxonomy places the organism in Eukaryota, Fungi, Ascomycota, Pichiomycetes, Serinales, Debaryomycetaceae. Gene Ontology annotation, biological process: nuclear polyadenylation-dependent rRNA catabolic process; U5 snRNA 3'-end processing; nuclear mRNA surveillance. Gene Ontology annotation, cellular component: nuclear exosome (RNase complex); cytoplasmic exosome (RNase complex).